Paramacrobiotus metropolitanus is the source of this 4651-nucleotide messenger RNA. RefSeq lists its product as uncharacterized. The record is from RefSeq and is a predicted model, not a curated record. The transcript is spliced from 9 exons. NCBI's taxonomy places the organism in Eukaryota, Metazoa, Tardigrada, Eutardigrada, Parachela, Macrobiotidae. The coding region runs from base 168 to 4463 and encodes 1431 amino acids.
UCAUGGUUUUGUUAAGCAGCGUUUCCUGCGAAACCAAGACUUAGUACCUAUUUCAGCUUCAUUGUCAAUUACUAAAUUAUUGCUUAUUCAGAACAUAAAAUAGUUUUUGUAAGGUGAAGGUACUAACUAGAUUUGCGUAUUCCUCUCGCAUUAAGUCUGCCCAGACAAUGCCACUCACGAUCGACAAAGUCAACGACUUCAGCAAACUUCUACGAGAUCACAAUAAAAAAGUGCAGGGCUUCCUAAAACAGGACGAGAUCGCGUACAAUGCAACUGGAAAACUGAAAAAAAAGAAUAGGGCGUGCCAGAUACAUCACGUACAAGGAAGUUUCACCUGCUUGUCCGUGUAUGAAAAAUCUCAUCCGACCAGUGUUUUACUGUACGCAUUUUCCGAAAAAAUUCUUGCGAUAAAAGAUCUAAGAAAACAGAUCUGGUGGUGUUAUGGAUCUGACAAGGAUGAGAAACUUGAGGUUACAACUUAUUGGAGGAACGAACAGGUUGGCGAAGAGUUUGGGGUCCUCUCUCUGGUUCUUGCUGCCGAGUUGGUGGUAAACGACAAGUCUUUGGGAAAAAGCAGUAAAAACAUGUACGACGUUAACCAUGUGUCAAUUUGGAUCGACAGCUGCUUAUUUGCAAAGAAAAUAUUGCCGAUGAAUCCAUCAAUGUUUACCGCGGAUGAUAUGGGCUGCAAUGUUCUUACAGUCACGUUGCCCCGACAAGACGUUCCGGGAUUGCCCCCAUUAGCGUCAGCACAACCUAAAAGAACGGACAGUUUUUCCAAAAUGAUCCGUAUUGGAGUAACCCGAAGCAACUCCACCCUCAGCAGGGCAAGCAGUGUCAGCGGCAGAACCAUGGCACCAUCUUCCGCCCUACCCGCGAAACUAUCCCCGGCACUAUCCACGGAAGUAGCAGAACAAAAAACACAAACAACAGAACCGAACGCGCCCCACACUGAACACCCAACCGAACCGGCAUCGUCCCAAAUAGGAGAGCAGAACAUGUCGCCACACAUUAUUCCGCACAUCGAAGUCUAUCCCGACAAUUUAUCUGACAACAUGACUCUUUCUAAUACCGGAAUAAGCCCAGGCCCCAGUCCCAAGGAAGUCCCUACGUUUGAAGAAAUAGCACUAAAGGAAUGGACUGGGAUGAUAAGGGAAUGGAAAAACGACCCCGGAUGGCCAUCACUCAAGAAUUUACGGGAAGCUGUAAAUGUCUGGUGCGAGAGAGCAAAUCAAAGGGCCAAGGAGCUGGGACCUACAGCUCCAGAUAAGGAUCGUCUGGCGGGGUUGAAGUCGCUUGAUUCGUCAUAUAUCCCGCUUGAUCUUGAUCCAACGGCAACUUUCUGUUGUCAGAUCCACAAUAUAACCCGAACUGAUUUCGUAUAUUCCCUAUGGGAUAAGGAGAAGAGCCAAGGAAGUAAACCGGUUAUAAAACUGUACGAUCCUUGUGCUUCACUGCGCGAUUUCAAGCUGACAGACAGAAUAAAGGAGCAGCUGUGGAACUGCUAUGGUGGAAAUAAUGCUGCGAUUACCAUUAUUCGCAUGCCUUUGCAAGCCGUGCCUAGUGAUACAACUUCCACCAGCUACUACAGUGCCGUUCUGGCAAUGGCCUGCGCUGCAGAUACAGUUUUCAUAAAACCGAAAGAUCCUUGUCUGACCAAUUAUAACGCACCGGGACUGCAAGGCUGGGUUGGCACUUGUCUUCGUGAUUUGUGUGGACCAUCGACAUCAGCACUAGCGUCACCCAAGAAAUCCAAUCCCAAGAGUGGCCCAACCCCGUAUGAUAUUACUAAAACAGAAGUCACAGAAAUUAAAAAAAGGGCAGAAGAACGCUACGAUCUGUUUGAGUACUUUCAAAAUCCACUUCCUCUCUCGGCUUCUGGUACGCCACCUCCACAUGACGAUGUGAUGCAGCAUAUAAGAACAACUGAGGAAAGGGGUCCGAAGGUGAAAAGAGGCGACCGCACCUCUCUUGUUUCCUCAGUAGCCGAUCAAAAUACGUCUAAAGGUCCUAAAAAAUCGGUGAAAGGUUCCAACGAGUCGGCUUCCCAUUGCUACAUGGACGCGGGCAAAGGCAUAAUUAUGUGGGAGAAUAUGUCAGUCACCACAGGAAAUGAUGCUCAUGUUGACCAAGCAUUAGAAGCUGAUUACUCGUCACAGCCACCACAAAAUCUUGGUUACCCCGCGUCUUUCCGGAUAUGGUUUAGGUUAUACGAACGAGCCGGACUCAGCCAAAACAAUAUGAAGGAAGAAAGAGGGCGACCCUGGGUGUAUGUUUGCGUGACUGAGAAGAUGGCUAAAAUAAUGGCGGAGAUAUCCGGACACAAGAAGGUUCUACUUUCCAGUUCACCGGGAUUUGGUAAAUCCACCACGGCACUGAUCGAAGCGCUCAUUCGCGUAACUGAAGGACAUAGCUUGCUUUGGAUUCAUCUGAACCGCGCGCGUGACGAUCACCGUUCAAUGCUUGUCAAAUUUAAAGCAAACGACUUGACAGCGUUCUCUCACGCAGAAGUUUCGAUCAAGGACAUAGAAACUGUCUUGGUAAACGAACUUCGGGAUAGUAAACCGGACAUUGUUGUACUCGACGGCAUUACGCAGGAAGGUCACGCCGACGGUCCUUACUCACAAUUCAUGGGAUCCAUAAGUCAAUAUUGCCGGCAAUCUCACGAAAGCGGAAAUUCCAAAGUUCGCUAUAGGUUUGUAACAUCUUCUCCGGGAUAUCUAUCGUACAAUUCCAGCGGGAUCCAUCGUAUUGAAAUGUGGGCACCGCAUUUAAAAGAAUACUACACAGCAGUGGAAAACCCGCAUUUCUUGGCAUUUGUCUGGGACGACCUGGUAAAAGAUUUUGCAUACAGUGAACCAAACGAUUUACAGGCUGCCUACUACACUUCUUUGUUCGACCAAUAUGAAGAUCAAGAUUUUGAUCAGACAGCGGAUCUUGAUGGCAUCAAUCUGCUGCCUACUUCAAAGAAUGCUAAGAAAUUAAUUUUCUGCAAGUUUGAAUACGCUGGCAUGUCCUGGCGCUAUAUGUUCUUUACAACACUGGAAAAAAUCAAAACGGAUAUCAGAGCGGCCGUGGAAAAUAUAAGCACAAAGCAAUGCGAAGAAUACCUCCUCAAUCCGCCCGGGCAUUACAACACAGCAACAAAGCAUUCGCUGUUCUGCCGCACUGACGAAACAGACUCUGGAACUCUUGUCAGUUCCUACGCUAAGCAACUGAUGAGUUACAAAGCCGGACCAGCCGCUCUGAAAAAUAUUAAGAAACUCCUGGGCCGAGACAUGAAACCUACUAUGAAAGGUGAUUUCUUCGAACUGAUGUUUUUUGCCACAAUCAAGAGCUACUCCAUUGCCGUCCGGCUAAGAGGGGCCGAUGAAAAAGUCAAAGAGAAUUGGGACAGAACUUGGAGGGGACCGAUCUAUGAAGCACAAUGUCAUUCAGGGAUGUUCGAUGGCAUUUUUGUGCCGGGUGGCCACGAAGACCAGUGGGACGCUGCGACAAAGUCCAGCCCGUUCUGGAUUAGGCCAACAAUGCCGAACAAUCCAGGGUUUGAUGCUGUUUUCAUCAAUUACCCGGAAGGAUUGGUUCGGUUCGUCCAGGUGACGCGAGCAAAAAAACACUCGUUUGAAGGAGGUCACUACCUGUCCUUCGGCCGGAAACUUGCGGAGAGGUUCAAGAAGGCUGACAGAUACAUAAAGAAAGCUGAAAUUUGCUAUUUACUGAACAAUGACGCUGCAAUCAAAAAUAUGCCAACCAACACCGAUUUAAGAGAUACCCGGAGUGGGCAAAUAGCACAGAAUUAUCCAUUCCCAUUGAAUAAGAAUACGAACGAGCCAAUUGUGGAAAUAGCACCAUACGUGCUGCGCCUUGACCCGGAGCCACUGGAUAGAAACGAGCAAAUUCGACAAAGCUUCCACAGGAAAACAUCAAGCACGGUGAUUUCGGAUGUAAGCGAACAAGCAGUCAAAAGACUGGCUGUGGACAAAAUUAAAGUACAUUUCGUUCAGAAUGGCUUCCUCGACGCUCUGAUGAGAUGUAGCCGACUAAAAGGAUACGACACCAAAGGCGACCGAUGGUCCAAUUUUUCUUCCCACGUCUACCGCCUUUUGCAUAAUCCAGAGGUUGUCGGAUUACUUGAACAAAAGGGAAUCGGAAACUCUGAAAGGACGCCACAUGAAAUAUGCACCUGGUGGCUAACGAAAGAACGGAUCAUGGAAGAUUAUGAGACCAUGGCAGUUGUUGCUAGUCACGUGUUGGCCCUUGACAUAACUAUUCAUGUUCCACAAAAAGACCAACUCCUUUACAAAAAAACAUUUUAUUACGAUAGUGAAACUAAUCCAUCAGAAGAGAGCCUGCAUAUUUUUUGCGACGAAAAGACAGACAGCUAUGGAGCCGUGAUACACCCCGAAGACGUCCCCAUGGAGCCUCCCGCCGUGGAGCCUAUGGAGGACGAAGAAGAAACGUGAUUAACCGGAGAAGGCGUUCUGCGUACACCAAGGGUAAUAAUAAAAUUAAUAAACAGAAUCUAUGAAAUUUUAUCAGUUUUAGUGCGGCCCUGCAAUUGUCCAAGUUCUGCAAUAUUUAAUCAAACCAGACAAACUACUGUCCUUCUUGAAGAGUUUUAGAGAAUGCUUAAUAAAGAAUGUGUACACUC